ACAUACAAACGAAAGUUGUCAAAAAAAAUUAAGAGCUCGUAGUGAUAUUUUCGCCUUAGCGUUACGUAGGACAGAAUGCUGUUAUGAACAUAGUGUACGAGUUAGGCGUUGAUUGACAGCGCCUUCAGCCAAUGAAAUCACAGGAAGCGUGCACGAGUUCGAAUCCAAUGAAUGAGACGCGCCAGAUUUAGAAAGCGCUGAUGGAGAGAGUGAUACUGGGUGAUGUAGUGUAGAGGAAAGUGCGUCAGUACUGCAAUAAACUCCAACAAACAUGGGUUUAAACACCACCACUGCUGUUCUAUGGCUUUUAUGCGCUGUUAUCGCAGUCAGCGGGUCUGACACGUGUGAAGUGUGUGUGGGAUUUUUAGAGCGUCUCUACAGGUCCUUGGUGGCCACUCACAGGGAGCUGUCCUCAGCACUUGUAGAGGAAGAGCUUAAGAAAGCAUGUGCCGAAUCUACAGGGAAGGAAAACCGACUGUGUUAUUACCUCGGAGCCUCCAGUGACGCUGCUGCGAAGGUGACCGGUGACGUGAGUCGUCCUCUCAGCGCCCAUGUCCCGGUGCAGAAGAUUUGCCAGCGACUCCAGAUGAGAGACCAACAGAUCUGUGAACUUCGAUAUGAGCGUCAGGUACUGGACUGGAGUCGAGAGGCUCUGUCUAAGAUGCGGGUGUUGGAGCUGAAGCGAGUGUUGGCCUUGUGGGGAGAGGAAUGCCGCGGAUGCCUGGAAAAGACUGAAUUGAUCGAUCUUAUCCAGGAGGUGGCCCCCAAGCACAGCCCAGCUCAGUCUGGGACACAUUCAUCUGAUCUCUGAGGGCCUCCUGCUGGUGUAGCCCCAUGCUGAGGACAUGCAGUGCUGAUCUGACAGGUCCUCCUCGUGCAGCUCUGAGCUGAAGACACAGAUUUAUCACUAAGGUUCUGCGAUGUCAGUGUUGUGGUUUAGACAUGUGAUGAUUUCAUUCAGGUGUAGAGCUUAAACGGUAUACGAAGACGUUUCAGUAUGUCGGACUUGAGGAAGCGCUGACCAGUGUUGUGACCUUUUUGUGAUUAUAUUGUGAAUAAA
This is a messenger RNA of Tachysurus vachellii, 1060 nucleotides long. RefSeq names its product cerebral dopamine neurotrophic factor (gene cdnf). Gene Ontology annotation, biological process: neuron projection development; dopaminergic neuron differentiation. Bases 272 to 811 code for a protein of 179 amino acids. Gene Ontology annotation, cellular component: endoplasmic reticulum. The transcript is spliced from 4 exons. NCBI's taxonomy places the organism in Eukaryota, Metazoa, Chordata, Actinopteri, Siluriformes, Bagridae. The record is from RefSeq and is a predicted model, not a curated record.